CUCUCACACAGAUGCUGCCGCCGCUGGGUCAGGCUGACAGGCGAGUCUAUUAAUGAUAACAGUCAGAGCCACACGGCGAGCAGGAGGACAUCGACACGUCUCCCUUUUUUUCCUCUUUUUCUUCAACCUGCAGCCUGAAAUAAUGUGACACGAAACCCGUCUUCAACUUUCGUUCCCCCCCCCCCCCUUGAAUGCACCUUUGAAUUAUUUUUUUUUUUAUUUGCAUGUUGCCAUCGUCUGAUUUGGGCUCGCCACUUUGUCCGCCUGCUCGUCGUCCUCCAUCAGUCGGGCUGCGGAGCUUGUUGGUAAACACGCGCCCCGGACCCCGCCGGCGAGGAGGAGGAGGAGGACUCCCCCUCUGGUGCAUUGAUGCACCCGUUUCAGUGGUGUAACGGGUGCUUCUGUGGUCUGGGACUGGUCUAUGCCAACAAGACGUGCACCAUGCCGCCCAUCACAUUCCAGGACCUGCCCCUGAACAUCUACAUGGUCAUCUUCGGGACGGGCAUCUUUGUCUUCAUCCUGAGCCUCAUCUUCUGCUGUUACUUCAUCAGCAAACUACGACACCAAGCACAGAGUGAGCGGUUCGGAUACAGAGAAGUGGUUUUAAAAGGAGAUCCAAAAAAGUUGAAUCUUCAUGGGCAGACAUGCGCCGUGUGUUUGGAGGACUUCAAAGUGAAAGACGAGCUGGGAGUGUUGCCAUGCCAACAUGCCUUCCACAGGAGGUGUCUGGUGAAGUGGCUGGAGGUUCGCUGCGUCUGCCCCAUGUGCAACAAACCCAUAGCCGGCCCCCCUGAGCAGCACCACAGCAUAGGAACUCUGCUGGAUGAACUGGUUUAACCCUUUCAACACCUGCCAAGCCUGGGUGGGACACUGGAGGCCCGGCCGAACCAGCUGGUAUAAGUUAUAGAGACCAAAAGGAAGAGAGAGGGACACGGUUUUUGCAUUUAAAACACAGCAAAACACCAACACGAUGAUAGUAAGUUGGGGUAACCUAGUUACCGAUCCGGCGGAAGACUCUAAAGGAUGCUGUUGCAUAGCAACCAUCUCCGAGAUGGCAACACGACACCUUGUGGUGUCUGAGAGAUUAUCUCCAGCCACCCACACAUCACUCCAUCACUCCUAUUUCAACAUCCCCCUCUCCACCCUAUUCUUCACAUCUUCUCCUGCUGCCUCGAGUGAGGUUAAUGGUGCCGCCGAAGCGGAGAGAAGACACAGUCGCAUUUUUUCACAGCGAUGUGGACGAACGAGUGUUGAGGGAUGAAAGCGCCGGUGAGGAGGAUCCCCAGCGAGCAUGUAUGAUUGUUUGUAAGUCAUGGUGGGUACCGAUAUGGGAUAAUAUCAGUAAUGUCUGUGGUUAUCUAAAUUCUUAUGGAAAAAAAUGGAUUGUUGUGGAAGGUUGUGGAACAAAACCACGGACAAAUUUAUAUUUUCUGCUCAACAUCCCCGACAAUAAGGCAACAAGGACACGUGGACAAAAGUUACACUGCAAAUCAAAAAGCAAAUUCUCAAGAGUUUGUUCAAUAAAAAAUGAACUGGUAGAACAACAAUUUAAGAAAGAGAUUGUAGAAGAGAAUGAAUGAUACUGUAGUGAAGCCAUGGACGGGGUUGAAUAAAAUUUGCUCUCAAGGAAAUUAGAUUAUAAAAUUGAAGUCACAAGGGAGAAAUGAUGGAAAUAGAUUCACGCCUCAUCAUUCGGACCUAAAUUAUUCAUUCAUUCUCCAAAAGAGGCAGAUCUCGAAGCAAAUGAGUGAAUAUUUUCAUCAACAAUGCAACUGAUACUAAUGAUUUACAUUUAAAAGUAUAAAAUCCACAUUGGUGCCCACCUCUGCAGUAAUUUACUGUAUGUUCUACAUACUGUACAUGCUCCAUUUGUUUUUUUCCCCCCACUGGGAUGUUUUAUUGUUCAGACAUGUUUUAUUGUGUUGAUAUAAAUAGAAGGAGCUGACUCCUGCUGCCUCUCACUGUAACACUUUGUUUCUAAUAUGUUUGUUUUUUUCGAUAUUGCACUUUGAAAUCACAAAAAAGAAAAAAUGUUUCUAUGCCUCUGUUCGCCUAUCACAUUGGAUGGAUGCAGCGCAGCAGGUUCAGUGUUUUUUCAGGUGUGAUGGAUCUUUUUAUGAAAGUCAAUGAAGUUUCAGAGACGCUGCCUCGUCUCAAGAGAAGGGAAGCAGCCGUCCAGACCCGUAGUGUUGUUCUGUGAAUUCGCCUGGCAAGCAACUCAAAUCUCAUUUUCAUACACAGGAUUUCCUUGUGGCAUUAUUUCUGGUGACUCUGUUUUUACAUGCCUUGGUUGUGUUUUUUUUAUUUGUUUUUAUUUACAGUGAUUCAGAAAGCGAGACACUGCCGUAAUUUAGCACAAAACUCACAAAGCACAUUGUCCAGUUGGCACUUGCACUGUAAUUAAAUGCCAAACAGACACACACACACACACACACACACACACACACACGCACGCACACGCACACACACACAGACACACACGCACACACAUGCACACGCACACACACACACACCGUUGAGGCUGUUGAAUUCACAUUUCGUGUGCCAAGAAAAGAAGAAAUAAUGUUCUGUUGCAUUCUUAACACAGAAAAGAUUUUCACGCUGGAUCUGACCACAUUCCACAUUUUGUAAACCAACAGAUGUAAAUAACUUGGAUCAAUAAUAAAUACAGUUGUCUGUUUUGUGCAGCCUU
This is a messenger RNA of Scophthalmus maximus (turbot), 2692 nucleotides long. It is a transcript of the gene rnf122, whose product is annotated as ring finger protein 122. The record is from RefSeq and is a predicted model, not a curated record. Lineage: Eukaryota; Metazoa; Chordata; Actinopteri; Pleuronectiformes; Scophthalmidae. The coding region runs from base 370 to 837 and encodes 155 amino acids. The transcript is spliced from 6 exons.